Molecule: messenger RNA, 207 nt
Organism: Knipowitschia caucasica
Lineage: Eukaryota; Metazoa; Chordata; Actinopteri; Gobiiformes; Gobiidae
Source: the annotation of a GenBank genome assembly
AUGGUGAAACUGCGUGAGCCCGACUGGAAGCAAACAGCUAGAGCCCAACCAUGGACCCUGGCCCGCUGUAUGCCACUGCUGGAGGUGGAGGACAUGAUGAUGAUGGGGAUGAAGCCAGACUCGAAGUGUGUUUUCACUUAUGUUCAGUCUCUGGUCAACCACCUGCGGCGCGUGGAGAUGUCCCGGGGGCUGCCCUCUGACCUCUGA